Erinaceus europaeus (western European hedgehog) is the source of this 2639-nucleotide messenger RNA. RefSeq names its product SURP and G-patch domain containing 2 (gene SUGP2). Gene Ontology annotation, biological process: RNA processing. The transcript has 9 exons. Bases 3 to 2441 code for a protein of 812 amino acids. The record is from RefSeq and is a predicted model, not a curated record. Lineage: Eukaryota; Metazoa; Chordata; Mammalia; Eulipotyphla; Erinaceidae. Gene Ontology annotation, cellular component: nucleoplasm. Gene Ontology annotation, molecular function: RNA binding.
GCAUGCGCACGGGAGUCGAAGGCUGUGCUCGCGGGGCGAGGCGCCGCGGCGGCCGUUGCUCAUUUGCAUGUCCCCGCCCCGCGCGGCCGGAGCUCAGGCUGAGGGAGGGGGCGGCGGCCGGCGCGGGCCAGCGGCGCCUCCAGGAAGCCUCUGGAGCCUGCACCGUGACCCGGCCGCCGGUCCCUGCCUGGUGUCUGUCGCCGUGCGUGGGGAUAUCCCUGGGAGCCACGCCUUCCGGUAGGAUUCCCCGGGCUUUGCCGGCUCGGCAGGCAGCGUGGCUCUCGACCCUCCUGCCCGCCCGGCUCGAGUCCACAGUUCUUCCAGCCAGGCUCCGGCUGCCCCCCCCCCCAGUGCCCGCGGGGCUGCGUCCACAACCGCAGCGGCAGCCUGGCCGGCCGGCCCUUGCUCUCCCCUCCCCGCCUGCCGGCCCCGGGUCAAGUCUGGACAGGAUGAGCCUUGGCCUCGACGGGCCCGACGUCUUCUCGCGGUUCGGGGUGGAGAUCAUCAAGUGGGCGGGCUUCCACACGGCCGGCGAUGACGCGCGCUUCGCCCAGCUCUUCGGGGCCCUGUUCGAGCUGGAGACCGAGACGUGCGCCAAGACGCUGGCCGCCUUCAAGUGCGCGCUGCGGCCCGAGCACCGCGACUUCUGCUUCUGCGCCGUGCAGCUGCUGCGCCACGCCGCCCUGAGGACGCCGCGCGUGGACGGCGAGCUGCUCGACCUGCUGCUGGCAAGCGGCGCCGUGCGCACCAAGCACGGCUUCUUCCAGGUCAUCAAGCCCUUCGACAAGUGCGUCAUGCGGCUGCAGGAGCGGCUGCUGAAGGGCGUCACGCCGCUGCUCAUGGCCUGCAACGCACACGAGCUGAGCGUGAAGGCGCGGGCGCUGGGCGGCGCGCGGGACCUGGCGUUGGCGCUCGACACCACCAACUCGCUGUGCCGCCAGUCCCUGGCACUGCUGGGCCAGACCUUCUCGCUGGCCUCCUCUUUCCGCCAGGAGAAGAUCCUGGAGGCCGUGGGGCUGCGGGACGGGGCGCCCUCCCCGGCCGCCUUCCCCAACUUCGAGGACUCGGCCCUGUUCGGGAGGGAGUACCUGGCGCACCUCAAGGCCUGGCUGCUGCGCAGCGGGCGGCCGCUGCGUGUCCGGGGGUCUGGCGCCCAGACGCCCCCCGAGGUUCCCUACGCGGCCGGCGGCGACUGCGCCGCCCCCCGCCGGGCCGACCCCAGAGCCGCGGACACCAUCGACCAGCUGGUCUCUCGCGUGGUCGCAGGCCGCCUGUCGCCGAGGGAUUGGGCGCGGCUCCCGCAGGAUCCCGCCUACUGGUUCCUGCUGGAGCGUGGCAGCCUGGAGUUCCGCUACUACGCGCUGAGGCUGGCGGAGGAGCGGCGGCGCUGCCGGGACCUGCCCCCCGAGGACCGGGAGCGGGCGGCCGCCACGUGCGCCGUGCGCGCCAUGCUCUACGCCCGGGCGGUGCGAGCCCUCAAGAGGCGACUGCUCCCCACGCCGAGGCGGGGGCUCCUCCGCACCCGCACCCUGGGGCCCCGCAAGGCCGGCACCCGCACGCAGACGCACCCGGCCCCCGGUGUCCGGCGGAAGCGGCCCCGACUGGCCAGAUCCCGAGAUGCUCAGGCCUGCCCGGACCCCAGACCUCAGCCCACCUCCCCCUGCCCGGCCCCAGAGGUUGCCGCCUCGAUGACAGCCGACAGGCCAGCCGGGUCCGUGGCGCCAGCAGGCCUUCGGGCCGAGCAGCUGAGCAGCAGAGAUGGCACCGACAAGCCCGACCUCUGGUUCCCGCACGACCGCAGCAGCCCGGCGGCCGUCAGCGAGAAGCUCCUGGGGCUCUGUCCCUCUGGUGCCUUCGCCCUGGCCCCUGGCGGGGAGUCUGAGGAGGAAGAGGAGGAGGAGGAGGGGCAGGAGGGGCCCGCAGCAGGGGGCUCUGAGGAAGGCGCCCCUGCAGCAGCCCAGGCCACCUCGGGGGGGCGCUACCCCCGGAAGAGGGUCAGCAGCAAGUCCCUGAGGGUCGGCCUGAUCCCGGCCCCCAAGAGGCUGUGUCUCGUCCAGGAGCCCGAAGGUGAGGCCCUCCCUCCUCUGGGGAUCCCCCUUCCCCUUCCCCUGCACCUGCCCUCCCACCUCUGCCUCCCCUCUGCCCUGUCUUCCAGUCCACGAGCCGGUUCGCAUCGCCUACGACAGGCCCCGGGGCCGGCCUGCAUCCAGGAAGGCGCCCAAGGACUUGGAGUUCGCACAGCAGAAGCUGACGGACCAGAACCUGGGCUUCCAGAUGCUGCAGAAGAUGGGCUGGAAGGAGGGCCUGGGCCUGGGCGCCCUGGGGGCCGGCAUCCGCGAGCCUGUCAGCGUGUAGAGGGGCGCCCUCGGAGGGCGCGGGGCUGGGCGCCCAGGGCCCCGAGCAGGAUGACGACACGUUCGACGAGUUCCGCCAGCGCAUGAUACGCGUGUACCGCCACAAGCGCGCAGGCAAGUAGCUGGACAGCCCCACGUGCCACCCGCCUCCCUGGCCCUGGGUUCCAGACCUACGAGGACGCCGCCCAGAUCCUGAGGGACGCUCCCCACGUCACAGAGCAAGUCUUGUCUCCUGAGAAGUCGCCGUGGGUCACCCUGAGCUGCAAUAAAGAGAGGCGGCCUCCA